AUGGCCUUAACCAUCCUUCUCGUCUUGAGCCCAUUGGUCAAUGACAGCGCAUGCAUUCUGACUUCAUACUCCGAAUCCUCAGGCUUUACCCAAACGGAUAUUCACCGGAGGAGCGAGGAGUUGGCUCUGGCUGCGUUCAAAAUAAAUUUCUCGGAGUUAGUGGAUCUAUACUAUUAUACUCCGUACUCCGGAGUUAUUGUUAAGCGCGGUGCGGUCGACGCUGGCCUGGCCUACUAUAUUAGAUGGAAUACCCUGACACAAUAUGGUGUCACUUCGACUCCUUGCCCAACAGCAAGGGUAUGUUUAUCGUCAAGACCGGUUGGUCGACAAGAAACCUCGCAAGAGCAGAAUUAUGCUGACUGGUCCUGGAUCAAAGAAUCGUCCACAAUCGCGGACGUCAACGUGCCGGCCAAGGAGGUAGCCGUAGAUGGCCAGGAGCAUCCUUCACAGAACAGCGUUGACGAGAAGAUCGGAUACCGACAAGAGGGCGAGGAUGUCGAACGCGGCUCGACUCCGGUAGACGACAACCGGUCGGGUCCUCGAGAUCCGAACCUUGUCGAUUGGGAUGGCCCUGAUGACCCCAUGAACCCGCUGAACUGGCCCUUCCGGAAGAAGUUUGUGGCGACGGCGACGAUUUCGGUCAUCACACUGCUGACCCCCCUCGGUUCCUCGAUGUUCGCUCCUGGCGUGCCAGACGUCAUGAAGGACUUCAAGUCGGACAACGUCUACCUCGCCUCGUUCGUCGUGUCUGUCUACCUGCUCGGAUACUGCUUUGGCCCGCUGGUGAUCGCCCCCCUGUCCGAACUGUACGGCCGCAUGCCGAUCUACAACGUCUGCAAUGUGCUCUUCACCGUGUUCAACGUGGCCUGCGCCGUGGCCCCCAGCCUGGCAAGCCUGAUUGUCUUUCGACUGUUCGCCGGCCUCGCGGGAAGUUGCCCGUUGACGAUCGGUGCAGGCUCGCUGUCGGACAUGAUCCGACAGGAGAAGCGCGGCGGUGCGAUGGCGGCAUGGGCGUUGGGGCCUCUGUUAGGGCCGGUGAUAGGUCCUGUUGCGGGUGGCUAUCUGACGCAGGCCAAAGGUUGGCGAUGGACCUUUUGGGUGCUGGCAAUAGCGAGUGGCGCGGUCACCAUCAACACGCUCGUCUUCAUGCGCGAGUCCUACGCCUAUAUAAUCCUAGACCGCAAGACCAAACGCUUGCGGAAGGAGACAGGCAACCCAAACCUGCGAUCUGUGUUGGACACGGGCCGCUCGCCGCGCGAUCUGUUUGCCUGGUCCAUCGUGCGGCCGACCAAGAUGCUCUUCCUCUCACCGAUUGUGUUUCUCCUGUCGCUCUACGUGGCUGUCAUCUAUGGGUACUUGUAUCUGCUCUUCACCACGAUCACGGAUGUCUUUGAGAUGCAGUAUCACUUCUCGCAGGGAAGCGUGGGCUUGGCGUACCUGGGGAUUGGGAUCGGGUCGAUGAUCGGGCUGUUUGUGCUGGGGGCGACGUCGGACCGGUUGCUGAAGUACCUGACGGCGAAGAACGGCGGAGUGGCCAAGCCAGAGUACCGUCUGCCGCCGAUGAUCGUCGGCGCGUGGUUCAUCCCGCUGGCGCUGUUCUGGUACGGAUGGACGGCAGACAAGAAGGAUCACUGGAUCCUGCCGAUCAUUGGCACGGCGUUCAUGGGGAUCGGGAUGUUGAUCGCCUUUAUGACCACGUCCACCUACCUGGUCGACGCCUACACCGUGUACUCGGCGUCUGCCAUGGCAGCCAACACGGUGUUCCGAUCGCUGAUGGGAGCUGUCCUGCCGCUGGCAGGCGGGAAGAUGUACCAGACGCUGGGUCUGGGCUGGGGGAAUUCGCUGCUGGGGUUCAUUGCCGUUGCGCUGGCGCCGCUGCCGAUCGUCUUCUGGUUGUUCGGAGAGCGAAUCCGGACGAGCAAGCGGUUCCAGGUGGAGUUUUAG
Molecule: messenger RNA, 1944 nt
Organism: Rasamsonia emersonii CBS 393.64
Lineage: Eukaryota; Fungi; Ascomycota; Eurotiomycetes; Eurotiales; Trichocomaceae
Exons: 8
Coding region: 1-1944 (647 amino acids)
Biological process (GO): transmembrane transport
Molecular function (GO): transmembrane transporter activity
Source: RefSeq, a predicted model, not a curated record